UGUGUGAUGAAUCAAAAAUUAAAUACUAUAUCAAUUAAUAACUUUUAAUAUGAUUUUGUCGAAAUGGUAACGUGCUAUUCUAGUGAUUAUGCUAUCAAAUCAUUUUACCUAUAAGGUUAAAUGAGAAUUUGAGCUUCCUACCUUUGAGAUUAUCAGGAAAAACAAAUACUUUGGUUGAUAUUCAUUAGUUUCAUCAAAAUGUUCAAUUUCUGGUCAAAGCCUGAUCCUAAAGAUGAGCAGAGAGAAGUUGAUCGACAAUUGAGGAAAGUUGGCAGGGAUAUCGAGAGAGAUCGUAGACAAUUAGAGAGAGAUGAGAAAAGAUUGGAACUGGAGAUAAAGAAAUUAGCCAAAGAAGGUGACACCGAUGGAUGUAAGUUGUUGGCAAAGCAGCUGGUGCAGAUGCGAAAACAGAGGCAACGCACCUAUGCUGCUAACAGCAAAGUUCAAGGUAUCGCAUUCCAGAACAAAGCCAUGGGAGCGAACGUCAAACUAGCCGAGGCCAUGGGAACGGCAGGAAAGACCAUGUCGGAUAUGAACAAAACGAUGAAACCCGAACAAAUAGCGGCUACAAUCGAAGCGUUUACGCGGGAAAAUAUGAAAAUGGAAAUGACAGAUGAUAUGAUAAAUGAUACUUUAGAUGAUAUGCUGACAGAAUCUGGAGAUGAGGAAGAAAGUGACCACAUCAUCAAUAAAGUACUCGACGAAAUAGGAAUCGAGAUUAGUGGAGCUGUUUCUGGAGCUCCUAUUCCGGAAUCUGGAAAAAUCGGGGAGAGUUCGAAAGCCAAAGGAAUGAGCGACGACGACAUUGUGGCACAACUAGCAAAGUUGCGAGAAUGAAAAUUAUUCAUUGUUGUGAUCAUAUAAAUCUAUGUAUUUCCAGUUAUUGCUUCAAAAGCAUCUACUAACAUUUAUAUUGCCUAUAUUUUUUAUUAAAUAUGUUGUUAUCCAG
This is a messenger RNA of Phaedon cochleariae (mustard beetle), 949 nucleotides long. Lineage: Eukaryota; Metazoa; Arthropoda; Insecta; Coleoptera; Chrysomelidae. The record is from the annotation of a GenBank genome assembly.